CAUCUCAUCUGGUGUAGUGUGUGCAGCUUCCGUUGCUAAGGAAACGCAGAAAGAAGAACUGGUCUGAAUAGUUACAGCAAGACUUAGUGGCUCUCCUCAUAUUAUAUGUGAAAUGAAGAUGAUCAACAGACUCACCAAAUGAUGUGUUGAGGGGACAUGGCAUAAAUUAUGCCAGGUGUAUGAUAAGACGGCUCUGCAUGUCUGUUCCUGGAUCAGCACUACCAUUAUGGUGACACUUAUCACAGAGCAGCUCCGAAAGCAGAGUUUGGAAGAACCUUAUCACAAGGCUUUCCCUGUGAAUGUGACACUACCUGCAUUAGGCUCCAGCCCCACUAUCUCCUGGAGUGCAUGCAAAUCAGCGCAAGAGAGCAGUUUUGCUCCACAGCCAUCAUUCAAAGCUGAACCUGUGGAUUCAACAUGUGUACUGGAUUCCACAUGGCCUGACCAAGUGGGAAAACUCCAGCAUGGACCUGAGGUUUCCAUAACAGGCAACAUUAUCCAGAGCUCCCCUCCACCACCCCCUCCAAAACGCCACUGUCGCUCCCUCUCUGUUCCGGAGGACCUUUCUCAGUGCCACUCCACGUGGCAUCCGAGCGCAUCAAAAGUUUGGACCCCAGUAAAACGUGGCAGCCAAAGCAUAGAAACCUCUCAUUUAAGCUCAGUUACUAGCUCGUUGACGCUUUGCGACCCCAGUACCUUCUAUGAGUCAUCCUCUCUACAUUCCUCUUCUAGCCCUACUUUCUUUAGCCUCGCGCUAUCUGCUGACUCUCCACUGUCAUGGAGUUUUCCAUGGGACCUGUGUGAUUCGCAGAAAACGGCCUGCUCUUCCUCAUUUGCCACUCCAUCCUCAUCACCGACACCCCUAGUUGGUCACUCAGUGUCACACCGUCGCUACUCUCUGUCUCCUUUGCAAGUGCUGAACACAUCUGUGUUGUCCCAGCACCCUCAGCUGGCCCAUACCUCUUCUCUGCCAUAUUGCUGUGGUAUGGAGUGCCCAGCUUUGUCUCCUUCACCAACUUCAGCUUGCAGCACACCAUCCACCUCUCGACACAACCUGCACCGAGCACUACCACGGUGCCACUCACAGCCUUGUGACAUGCGGAAACCUCGCUUGAAGAGGCGCCAUGACCCAGAUGUGUUACCUGGCCCAAGGCCAGGACUCGACUUCAGCAAGAUGACACAGAUUGGCAACGGUGAGGGCUUCCUGUCUGGUACAGGUGGUUGCAUGGGGCAAGUGCACUCUCAAGUGGAGCAGAAUUCUACUCUUUCGCAUGCAGAGUUCCUGGGUCGAGCCAGCAUCACACCACUGAGUGAAAGUGAAGAGGAGGAUGAAGAUGAUGCAAUAAGAAGAACUGCAACGACUGAAGCCCAUAUGCUUUUUCAAAGAGACUGCACAGAACUUGACUUGAACCUCAUAGAAGAAAAUUGAUGAUGGAGGGAAAACUCUGCUUCCUGUUGUCAUAGCUUCCUUUACUACGUCAAGCACACUUCUACAUGCUCGCUGCCUCAGGCUUUUAUCAAUACUCAAGAUCAAAACAGUUUGCAGCUAUAAACUAACCACUCUUGAGCGAGUUCCUGUUUAAGAAAAAAAAAAAAGUUCAGUGUCGUAAUGUCUCUCCACUUGCUUCACUCCAAAGUGAAAUUGGCAACCUUUUGUAAAGACAGGCUCUGUCUGUAUGGCUUUCUGCAGGUAAAUUUUCAUUUUACGUAGCGAUGCUAGUUGGCUAUGUACUUGUCUUCAUAUGCUUCUCUGGAGCUGAGGACAGUACUUUGGCUUCAAGGAGUGAUACAUUUUACCAGCCAUUCAACAGUAUCCAAUGUUUAGCCAUUGGAAAAGUGACAAAAAUAAGACGGGAGGCCUGAUGACUCACCCUUGGCAGCACAAUGUCUGAAGACCUCUGCCCUCAACAUCUUAUUUUAUGAUUGCAACAUAAAUUUAGAUAAAACCCUAGUUUUAAAAAAAAUAGUUUAAAUAUGUUUGGAAAUCAGACCUGUACCUUGCAAAAUCCUGUUUUAUGCUUCUAAGUGUGCACUGAUUGGUCUAAAUGCUAGGUACAGAAAACUAUCCAGUCAUUUUCUACAUGGCAUUUCCUCUGCAGAGUGGUGGAUAAAUGGCGCGUAUCCCGGCUGACGUUGGGGGAGAGGCGGGGGUACUCCUGCACAGAUCAGUAGUCAUUCUCAUGGCACUUUGGACAAAUGACGAGGAUUGAAUUUCCCCUGUGAGAACCAUCCAUCUAUUUUCCAUACCUUUAUACUCACAAGGGUCGCAGGGGUGCUGGAGCCUAUCCUACCUGUCCCACCUAUCUUCGGGGAAGAGGCGGGGUACACUCUGAACUCGUCGCCAAUGAAUCACAGGGCACAUGGAAUUCACACCUACGUACAAUUUAGUCUUCAAUUAACCUCCUGUGCGUGGUUUUGUGUUGUCGAAGGAAACCGAAGUGCCUGGAGAAAAUUUAUGCAGGCACGGGGAGAACAUGCAAACCCCACUUGGUGGUGGGGGGCAGAUUUGAAUCUUGGUCCUCAGAAAUGUGAUGCGGAUGGGCUAACAAGUUGCCCUCUGUACUGAUUACCUUGCAAGAUGAAUAGAGUAUCUACAGUGCUCUGAAAAAGUAUUCGACCCCUUCUCAAAUUCCUACGUCAGAAUCAGCUUUAUUGGCCAAGUGUAUAAAAACACCCAAGGAAUUUUACUUCGGCAGUCGGUGCUGCCCUGGUAUGACAUUCAGAACAAGGAAUAACAUGGCAACAAAAACAAAGAUCAAGAGACAUUUAUUGGAACUAUUCCUUAUAACAUUUUUGCAUUGUUUCCCUACUUUAUUAAGAGUGUCAAAAAUAUAUCAGACAAAUAUAACCCGAUGGCCUAAAAUGCUUUUUAAAACAUUAUUUCAGUUAAGGGAGGGGGGACUUGUUAACUGGCCUUAUGUGGAAAAAAAUAAUUAUCCCUUUGUUAAAAUAUGAAUUGUGACUCAUCAAAUGUUUUGGUUAAUUUUCCCUGUUCAAACCCAAUGCGAAUUGUCUUUGGACCUGUUCAAUCAAGUAAUCACUUAAACAGAAUCUAUCCUGAGAAGUCAGACAAAAGGUCUAAGUAAACUGGAACAAAAUGACACAAUCCAAAGAAUUUCCAGAACAGUUGAGAAAUAAAGUAAUCGACUGAUCAGUCAUGAAAAUUGUUAAAGACACUUCUAAAGCUUUAGUAUUCCGGCAACCCAUAGGGAGACCCAUUAUCCUCAUGAAGGAAACAUGGAACAGUAAUGAACCUUCCCAGGAGUAGCCGACCUACACAAAUUACAACUGUGGCUACUCCAGGAGACCACAAAGGAACUCAAAACAUUUUCUAAAGAACCGGAGGCCUCCCUUGCCUCAGUUAAGCUUCAGUGUUCACGACACUGCAAUCAGGAAGAGCCUGGGUAAAAAUUACAUCCGUGGCAGAGUUCCAAGUUGAAAACCACUGCUGACGAAGCAUCUUUCUUUUGCAACAAUACUUUUGAAUGAUUCAUCACCAUUUUGGGAAAAUAUUGUAUGGACUGACUAGAUGAAAGUUGAGCUUUUCGAGAGAUGUGUGUCAUUACAGCUAGCAUAAAUGUAGCACGGGAUUUCAGAAAAAAACAGUCAAAUGUGCUGGUAGUCUUGAUGGUCUUGGGUUCCUUUUCUCCUUCUGAACCUGGACGACUUGCGGUUGGAACCAAGAUUUCUGUUUUUUAACAGAAAGUCCUGAAUGACAAUAUUUAGCUAUCGGUUGGGGACAGCAGAAGGAUAACGAUUGAAAACACACCAGCAAGUCACAUUAAAACAACAAAAUGGUUUAGGAGUGGCACUAAUCUAAGUCCAGACUUGAAUCCGAUUGAAAUGCAGUGGCAUGUCUUCGAGCUUUGUGCUUGAAAAGUCUCAAUUUUUGCUGAUUUUAGACAAUUAUGCGAGAAAGAGGGGUACCAAAAUAACUACGGAGAUGUAAAAGGCACAUUACCAUGUUUUGAGGAAGAGGGGUACCAAAAUAACUACGGAGAUGUAAAAGGCACAUUACCAUGUUUUGAGGAAGAGGGGUACCAAAAUAACUACGGAGAUGUAAAAGGCACAUUACCAUGUUUUCGCUCACACACACACACACAAGUGUUGAUUUCAGUUCCUACUGAGGAUGGCCCAACUAUUUAUUUGGUUUAGGGGGCCAUUACUUUUUCACAUAGGGCCGGUAACUUUGAAUUGUUUAUUUUCCUUAACAAAUGAAAUAAUUUAAAGAACAGCCUUUUAAGUUCAUUUGGGUUAUUAUUUGCUGAUAUUUACAUUUAUUUGAUGGUCUGAAUCAUUGAAGUGGGGAAACUGUAAAAAUAAGAAUUUGAGAAGGGGACAAAUACUUUUUCAUGGGACUGUUAUGUAUCCAAUAAGUUAUUGACAGUCUAGUUUGCCUAACAUGUCUUUUAGGAUCGUGGGAACUGUUUGUUCGAAGAUUUGAUCUUGGAUUUCCCGACUGUGAUCAUAAUUGUCCUGCAGUUUACGAUCUCUUAAGAACUAAUAGAAUAGUUGUAUCAUUUUCUACUUUUGAAAGAUUGCUUGUUGUUUUUUUUUUUUUUUUUUAAACAUUGACACUUACAGCCUGACAGUUGUCCACCUUAUUACCUUUAGGAUCUUCAGCCCUUUGGAUGUAAUCGUAUGGUCAUAGACGUAAUCCUUAUUAGGUGUGUGUACAUUUGGGCACCAAAUUAUGAUUUCCAAUAGUCACUGAUUGUGUAUUGGUACAGUUCCCGCUCAGUGACGGCAUCUGUGUAUGUCUUGCAACUGACUAGUGACCAGUUAUGGGUGUAGUCGGCUUUUCACCUGAAGUCAUGCGAGUUAGGCUGCAGUGCUUUGCAACGCAAACCUGGAUCACUGGUGUUGAAAAUGGAUGGAUGGUUAAUGAUUGACAAGAUAUAGCUGUAAUUCCUGAAAUCUCACAUUCACUACAGUUUUUUUUUUUUUUUAGUAUUUUUAUUAAGUAACCCCAUGUUUUCCUGCUGUUCAGAGUCCUCACAUGUCCUUCGCGCCUGGAAAGUAUUCACAAGUCAGAUGAGAUCAAUUCCUGGAUGUUGCUUGUAGGAUUCUGCCACCCAUUUUGACAAACGUGGAACUGCCCCCACCACAGCAGAUGGUAGUUAAUAAUGCUCUUGUCAAUUUUGUUUUGAAUUUUUACCUAAUUUUUCUUCCAUGUUAAAUGUUUCUAAAUGACAAUGCAGAUGACACUAUUUGGAUCAUGCCAUAUAUGUGACGUACAGAGAGCUUUAUGAAUUUCAGAAUCUCAAAAUCAGUGCUUAUUGAGAUACUUUGAAGUGGUUAUGUGACACACUUUACUAGCCUGUUGAGUUAUAAAAAUGAAAUAGCUGCACCCAGCACAUUACAGUAUAACGAAGUGUAAAUAGAAACAAAUGGAACUGAGUCAAAGUGUGGAUGUGGGUGAAUGACAAUUUUGGUGGCCUUACAGAGAUGAUUGACUUUGCAUAUGUUUUCAGAUGGAAAUAUUCUGGAUAGGAAUAUAUUGCACAAUUUAUGCACCAAUAAACUUUGAUAGAGAA
This is a messenger RNA of Syngnathoides biaculeatus (alligator pipefish), 5537 nucleotides long. RefSeq names its product protein FAM53C-like. The transcript has 6 exons. The record is from RefSeq and is a predicted model, not a curated record. NCBI's taxonomy places the organism in Eukaryota, Metazoa, Chordata, Actinopteri, Syngnathiformes, Syngnathidae. Gene Ontology annotation, biological process: protein import into nucleus. The coding region runs from base 227 to 1429 and encodes 400 amino acids. Gene Ontology annotation, cellular component: nucleus.